Molecule: messenger RNA, 1020 nt
Organism: Vitis vinifera (wine grape)
Lineage: Eukaryota; Viridiplantae; Streptophyta; Magnoliopsida; Vitales; Vitaceae
Product: putative disease resistance protein RGA3
Exons: 2
Coding region: 1-1020 (339 amino acids)
Biological process (GO): defense response to other organism
Molecular function (GO): ADP binding
Source: RefSeq, a predicted model, not a curated record
AUGUGUGAUGUUAAUAGUCGUUUCAAACGAGUUGCUGGCCGUCGUGACAUUGCUCUUAAGAUUAAGGAUAUUAAACAACAUGUUGAUAACAUUGCAAACCAGAGCAAUCGGUUCAAUUUUACAUCCGGAUUUAGCAACGAGGAACCACAGAGGCUUGUAACUAUCUCUGCAGUUGACAUUUUAGAGGUAUGUGGUCGGGAUAAGGACAGGGACACCAUACUAAGGCAGCUGUUGGGUGAGAGUUGUGAACAAAACUUGGGCCCCUACAUCAUCUCCCUAGUUGGGCUGGGAGGUGUCGGCAAAACAACUCUUGCUCAACUGGCCUUUAACCACCAUGAGGUGGAGGCCCAUUUUGAUAAAAGAAUCUGGGUCUGCGUGUCUGAUCCUUUUAUCCCAGUAAGAAUUUUUAGGGAUAUUUUUGAAGGCCUUUAUGAAAAGUCUUCCGAUGUCCAUAAUCCUGAAGUUCUACAGAAAAAAAUUCAAGCAUGUAUUGAUGGGAAGAAGUUUCUCCUUGUGCUGGAUGACGUGUGGAAUGAAGACUAUCAGUUGUGGGAACAAUUGAAGAAUUGUCUCAAGUGUGGAGGUGGUGGGAGUAGAAUUUUAGUGACCACUCGCAAUGAGAGCGUUGCUAGGAUGAUGAGAAGCACAUACAUGCACUCCUUAGGAAGCUUACCAUUAGAGCAAUGUCGGGCAUUAUUUUCCCAAAUAGCUUUUCGGGGGAAGAGUACUGACAAAAUUGAAGAACUAGAAGAAAUUGGCAAAAAAAUAGCAGACAAGUGUAAGGGGUUACCUCUUGCCAUUAAAGCUUUAGGGAGUCUAAUGCGGUCCAAAAAUAAUAAAGAGGAUUGGGAGAAUGUUUUGAAUAGUGAAUUGUGGGAAUUGGAUGUUUUUGAGGAAAAACUGUCUUUUAUAUGCUUUCCCAUCAACUCAGAGGAACAUGAUGGGAUAAACGCAAACAAUGCACAACCAGAUUUUAUCCCCUCUUGUGAGAACCUAAUAGGAAUCAAUUUAAUAGAGUAA